Molecule: messenger RNA, 2028 nt
Organism: Symbiodinium sp. CCMP2592
Lineage: Eukaryota; Dinophyceae; Suessiales; Symbiodiniaceae
Source: the annotation of a GenBank genome assembly
AUGAGCUCAGAGCAGAAGAUCCUCUUGGGGCCGCCUUCGGCCCACACCGCAUCGGUCACCUUCACCCGGGCGCCUGAGCCUAGCAAGGCGGAGGCACGAAGCGAGCGCAGCGAGCGCAGCGACUCGCACACAAGCCAGCAAAGCCAGCCGAGCCGGCCGAACCCAAGCCGGCUUCUGGCUGUGCUUUCCCAUUCCAGCUCCCCACGCGGCCUAAGCAGCGCACGGUCACCCGCCAGUCCCACGUACCCACGAGGCGCUGCACGGUCACCUGUCUUCGCGUACCAUACACAUAUCCAGCAGAAGGUGCCCUUUGCUGAAGUGGCAUGGCAGAGGCGAAGUUCUUUAGAGCUCCAGCUCCCGCCGCCACCUCGCAGUUUUCCAGCACGGGAUUCCGAGCUUCGCCCUGCCGAUCUCAAGCUCACGGUCCUGACAUCGGACAGUCGCUUGGAGACCUUGAUGUUCCGCGAGGGCAACUUUGAGCAACAGGCCUUGGAGUUCCUGAUGCAGAAGAAGCUCAAGGCUCUGCGUAUCAGCAUUCACCCCACAUUUUCGCAGUUUUGGCUCUUGGUGAGUUUAGUGAUGAGAGCCCGCUUGGUCUUGGUUUUCGCGGCUCACCAUGUUCAUAGAAGGCUGUGCAACACGCGAUCUGCACAACGCUUCAUCCAUUCUCGCUUGCCACCGCCACUGCCACUGCUGAUUCAGCCGUAUGUUCUGUUCCACUCCGUCUUCGUCUUUCUCCUCUGCGAGUCUCUGGUGCGGGUAUGGGACUUGAUGCAGGCAAGCAACUGGCUUGAUCCGUCAAGCUUCCGAUGUGGGGCCGCUGCUGCCCGCGGCACACCCGGGGCCAUCAUGAGACCCUUACGCUGGAUGGCUUUGGCCUGCCCUCCUGUUACCAUCAUAACUUCUCUGGUGACACUUCGCCACUUGUGGCGCCAUCAUGUUGCAAAAGAGCGAACCUUCGACAAGAGCUUGCGCUGGUAUCCUUCACACUCGCAUGACUUAGCCAUGCAAGUUGCCACCAUGCCGCUGAUUUACGGCGUCUUCGCCCUGGACUGCGUGAUUCAAAUGCUGUUGCUGCUAACCGGAAGCGUUUUCCGGGAGUUCAAGAGUGUGGACGUAUCCAAAGAGCAGCUUCGCCAUCUAACGCAGGAGCGGUAUGGGACGAAUUUGGAAUUGGCGGACCUCUACGAAGCCUGGGCAUUGUACAACUUCGGCCGCCUAUGCCUCAUGCGAGUUCGCCGGCAGAUCCGCCAGGAAAUCCCUCUGUUGCGACGGUCUUUGACCAUGCCAGAGAGCGAGCAUGCGAAGUUGCUGAUCUUCCGGGACCCCGAGCGCUUCCUGUUCCGGCCUUUGGAGGUGACCACCGGCAUCGGUGUGAAGAUCUUCGUGUACACUUGUGCCGUGAAGUCCUUGUUUGCGUUAACCAUCACCUUCUUCGCUGAUGCACCGUUUCACAUCAAUUUGAGCGAGACAGUGCCGUGGGCCUUGCAGCUGCUUCCGCACAUGGAUGGAGCCGCAUUCAUGACGUCCACCAUCGCGAUCCUGAGUUUGAUUGCCAUCGAGCACGGUUUCCAUGAGAUCCUGCAGCUACAAGGUUUCGCUCCGGUUCUCAAGUUCCUUGGAGUGAAGGCCUUGGUCACCAUCACAUGUUUGCAAACUCUGGUCAUGGGUCUCGUGAUGCAGCGGGGGCUGUUGCGGUCCGACGAAGCGAGCCUUUGCUAUGCUUGCCUCCUUUGUUUCGAAGUCCUGCCUCUAGCCCUGUUGACUGCGGAAGCCUGGAAACCUCGCUAUGCGGGCGACUGGUACGACGCUGAUUGUGGAUGGGGCCAGGAGGGCAACGGGCAUUUGGGCCGCCUCGCAGGGGAAGGCGACUGGGCCGAGUCUUAUGCUGUGCUGCCCGGGGCCCGGCUCUCGGCCGCGGUCUCCAGGGCCUCCUUUAUUCGACAAGAGGACUCCAAAGGCGAAGAGAUUGGGUCCUCCGAGCUCGUCCGCUGGAACUCCUUCUGCGAGCUCAAGCGAGUUUGGUGA